Miscanthus lutarioriparius is the source of this 714-nucleotide messenger RNA. The record is from the annotation of a GenBank genome assembly. Lineage: Eukaryota; Viridiplantae; Streptophyta; Magnoliopsida; Poales; Poaceae.
AUGGAGAAGGUCAAGUCCAAGUUUGAGAAGAUCCAUGGUCUGCCAAAUUGCUGCGGCGUUGUGGACACAACACACAUCACAAUGUGCCUUUCAUCAGCUGAGCCAAACUGCAAGGUCUGGCUUGAUCAGGAGAAAAAUUACAGCAUGGUAUUGCAAGCUGUUGUUGAUCUGGAUACGAGGUUUACAGACAUCGUGACUGGGUGGCCUGGUAGCAUGAAAGAGUCGAGCAUUUUGCACAGCUCUGGCCUUUUCAAGCUCUGUGAGAAAGGUGAGCGGCUGAAUGGCAGCAAGCUGAAGGUAUCAGAUGGAUCAGAGAUCGGGGAAUACUUGAUUGGUGACUCGGGCUACCCUCUUCUUCCCUGGCUGCUCACACCUUACCAAGAGAAGGACCUCACAGAGUCCAGUGCUGAGUUCAACAGUAGGCACUCUGCAGCGAGAACAGUCGCUCCAAGGACAUUGGCCAAGUUUAAGGACACGUGGAAGUUCCUGCAGGGGGAGAUGUGGCGUCCGGACAAGCACAAGCUGCCCCGGAUAAUCCAUGUCUGCUGCUUGCUGCACAACAUAAUCAUAGACCUUCAGGAAACAGCCACGGACGAGGCACGGGCGUGGUCGAGCGACCAUGACGCUAAGUACAGGCAGCAGGUGUGCCAGCUAGCCGAUGAGAAUGGAGUUAGGCUGAGGGACAAACUGUCCCAGCACCUAAUCAGCAGGUAA